Portunus trituberculatus (swimming crab) is the source of this 3208-nucleotide messenger RNA. RefSeq names its product marginal zone B- and B1-cell-specific protein-like. The coding region runs from base 133 to 696 and encodes 187 amino acids. Gene Ontology annotation, biological process: regulation of B cell proliferation. NCBI's taxonomy places the organism in Eukaryota, Metazoa, Arthropoda, Malacostraca, Decapoda, Portunidae. The transcript is spliced from 7 exons. The record is from RefSeq and is a predicted model, not a curated record. Gene Ontology annotation, cellular component: endoplasmic reticulum chaperone complex; extracellular region.
GAAUUAGUUUGAAUCUGGCAAUACCUUUCCAUCACUCCCAUGUAAACAACGGAGGUGGUCUGUGUUGUGGUGUGAAGGCUGUGCGGGGGAGGUACACAUUCCGGAGGCUUUUCAGAGUGGUGAAGGUUCAAAAUGAAGGUUCCAUGCAACAUUUUGUUCUCUGCAACACUUUUUGUGUGUAUAAUGGCAAAGGAGGAUCUGGACUUUGUGGAUACUGAACCAGCGAGAGAUAAUGAGGCAGCCCUCAAGUGUGAUGCUUGCAGGGUUGUCACACAGAAGUUCGGUGAAGCUUUUUUCGAGCUUCAAGAGGAAAUGACAACUGCCAAACAAACACCCCAUGACGAUGAUAUUAUUAAUGCUGCAGAGAGUGUGUGUGAUGAUACUUGGAAUGGAUUUGGUGUGACAGUUGUGGAUGACCGAGAAACAGUCACAGCACUGAGUGGUGUCUCACAUGAAGAGGAAUCUGUCUGGGCUCGCAGACUCCAAGACUUGUGUGAUGAACUUUUGGGUGAAGCAUUAGAUGAGAAGACUCUUUACAACCUGUGGGCGAGUGGUGGCUCCUUAGAGGAUCAUAUGUGCAGAGGUCAGAAAACCUUCGGUGCCUGCUCCUCAGAUGAUUGGGGUCCCUGGCCUGGGGAUGAUUAUGACGAUUAUGAAGAUGAUUCUGAAUUUGAGGGCAUUCAUGAUGAAUUUUAAGUUUCACCUUUAAUAUAAAUUUAGUAUUAUUAACAUUGUCUGUUAAGGUUAAAAUAGUUUCUUUGGUAGGUUUCAAAUUUUAAAAUCUUAUGAAUUAGAUUGAAUAGUUUCAUAUUUUGCACUUGAGUAAAUGUCCACUAACAUUAUAAAUGUAGUACAACUGAUGCUUUCAUCAUAAUUUCUAUUUUGACACAUCUCUUGAAUUCAGAUCUGCCAGAAAUUUAUAUUAUUUGAUUAUCAGAAAAGUAUUGCCUGAAAAAAAAAUAUUUGAUAGCUAUUAUUUGUAAUUUUAAUAUUUAUGUAUUUAAUUGAAAAUAAUUAUGAUACAUGGAACAUAGAAAGAGACCAUACAGUGAUAUCCCAGUCAUGGACCAAAGAUCAGCUGAGCUAACAGAAAAGUAUUACCUCAAAAGUUGUAUUUCACCGCCACUAUACUAAAUUUCAGUGGUUAUCUAUUUAGUUGAAUCAUGACAUAUUUAUUUAGGGAUGUAUGACAUGUGCUGCCUUUCCAUUUGAAAAAGAUUUAUGAUUGAAUGACAGAAGUACUACAACACCAGUGGUGUAUUAACUUGUUGACUGGCAGAAGCCAAAUACUUCUGUGUGGCUUGGUGCCAAACUAAUCUCAUUGCAUGACUCAAUAAUCAUAAAUCAUUCUAUUAUGAUAGUUCAUUAACCAGUAUGAUCUCUUCAAAUAAAUCUGUGCUAUGAAUAACUGUGAUCUCGUGCCAGUGUUGUUUAUUAUUCUAAUUAGCAAGUGACACUAUGAUUGUAAGGACGGUUGGAGGGAAAUGGGAAAGGUUUAGUAACUGACACAUUAUUUUAUAGAUAAUGAACAACCAUGGAAGUUGUGAGUGUACUUUAGUCCAGACUUGGAACAAAGAUGUAUACAAAUUUGUUUGCCACUUCCCAACAGCAUCACAGAUUAAAAAACAGUCAUAUGUAAUACUCAGUCUAAAAGUGGUGCAUCUCUCUGCAUUACACAUUAAAUUGACAGCUUCUUAUGUAGCCAUUCAUUUCCUGAAAAUAUUUUCUCAUUUCCCUUAUCCUAUUAUAUAUGAUUUGCUAUAGCCAUUUUUGUCCUUUCUGCUUUUGAAUCUCUUUGUUUGUCUCCCAUUAUCCUCAUUACUACCUUCACACCACCACCAUCACACCUUCAUCUCUCCCUUGCAAGGCCAAAAUGCUGAAUUAACUUCUACUCUAUUGUUUACUCACUCGGUUUCACAUUUGUCGUUUACUUGCUCUCCCUGCAUCAUUAUUAUUGUUGUAUCCAUUUGUAUUCCCUUUUAACACUCCUUUCUAUAAUACUGUAUUUUCAUCUAAAGCUCUCUUUAUCCACAUGACAUGGAAACACACCCUGAAAGAAAGUGAACCAGUAUCCAUUAGUCAUUUUCUCAGGGGUUAGGCUCACUUCAUUCCUUUUGCUUUGGGAGCUUCUUGGUGUUUGCUGUAGAGCUUUUCUUUUGGCAGUGUAUGGCAAUACAUAUUUCAAAUGUUAGUGUAGAACAGAGCACAAAGAGAACACAGGCAUUUGAGAUUGAUUUUAUGGAAAAUGCAUGUGGUCGAUAAAAACAAAGUACUUACAUAAGUAAUCUCAAGUUAUUCAAGAACACAUAGGAGAGGGUAACAAAGUACUUACAGUGUGGUAUGUUAUCUGGUUCGCAGGAUCAAAAUUUUUCUACACGCUUCAGAGGCGUAGUGGAGGGAGUUGUGUGGUAAAACUUCUUCUAUUGGAUGACACACUGACCAAGAUUUGAUACUUGGUUUUUGCACAGUUUUUUCUUUAUUGUUGUUGUUGUUAUUAUUAUUAUUAUUAUUAUUAUUAUUAUUAUUAUUAUUAUUAUUAUUAUUAUUGUUAUGAUUGUUAUUAUUAUUAUUUAGGGAUUUAUUUCUAUUAUUGUAUUUUUAUGUGGUGGGAAUUAGUGUGUUCUAUGAGAUACAUGAAUUUGGGUGAUUUGAAAGAGAUAAAUCUGAUAAUGGUGACAUCAUUUGUACAUUGCAUGUUCUUGAACCAAAUACAAAUUUCUCCAUCAAACAUACCUUAAUCAUAUCCAGAUCAACAGUUCUUUAAUGUUUUUUUCUAGUUUGCAAUAGCAUUUUUUCUUAACACUAUUAGAGAAAUGCAUUUAUUCAUUGUCACUUAUCCAGUCUCUUACAGUCCAAUGCCUCCAUAAUAUUAGCAAGUCUGUUACUUUUAUAUUUAUCAGGACCUGGUUCAUGUCUAGAUAAAUUUGUUGGAUUCUGCUGCAGUUAUCCAAGGACAUUACAUCACUUCAUGUUGUGAAGGAUGAAUUACACCCCUAUUUCUUACAUUUCAUGGUUUCAAGGGAAAGUUACAAAAUGACAUGUAAAAAUUGCUUGUUAAUUAUAAAAGGAAAUUUAUGUGCAUAAGAUUAUUAAAGUUAGGGGAAAGGAGAGUAGGAUAAAUACCCCCAGUUCUUUAAGUAUGCUAUCAUGAUAAUGUUUAUACUGCAUAUUUUUUGUUGGUAGUGAUCUGCAUUAAAGAGAAAUUAAA